Cygnus olor (mute swan) is the source of this 7788-nucleotide messenger RNA. It is a transcript of the gene ACAN, whose product is annotated as aggrecan. Bases 377 to 7327 code for a protein of 2316 amino acids. The record is from RefSeq and is a predicted model, not a curated record. Gene Ontology annotation, molecular function: calcium ion binding; hyaluronic acid binding. Gene Ontology annotation, biological process: cell adhesion. Lineage: Eukaryota; Metazoa; Chordata; Aves; Anseriformes; Anatidae. The transcript is spliced from 18 exons.
CUUCAAGAGGUAUCUAAGGAGGCUGACAGGAGUUUGAUGGUCUCUCUUGCAGCCAGUGGCAGCUAAUGUGGUCUGAACCCUCUCUCUCUUUUUUUGCCAUUCACACACAGCACUUACUCUUCAAGCCUGCUGCUGCUGCCACUGCCUGAAAGGACCUGAAAUACCACACAGGGAAUUUUGAUUUCUUCUGGGGAACCGGGAAAAAAAAAAAAAAAAAGGCAGGAAAACUCAUCUGGAGAUUGCAAAGAAGACAUACAGCAACAGCAAGAAGUGGCAAGCUCUUUCCAUCCUGAACACCAAAAAACACCUAAUUUCUCUGCCAGGUGUAUGGGACUUAGAUUCUCCAAGCACUGCACUGAACUGUUAAAGGUAAACUAUGACCACUUUACUACUAGUGUUUGUGUGUUUGCGAGCCAUCACUGCGGCCACCUCUGUGGUGCUCUCAGACAGUAGUGAUGGCCUGGAAGUGAAGAUACCCGAGCAGUCUCCCCUGCGCGUUGCCCUGGGAAGCUCCCUGAACAUCCCCUGCUACUUCAACAUCCCGGAGGAAGAGGACACCAGUGCUCUCCUGACCCCGCGGAUCAAGUGGAGCAAGCUCUCAAAUGGAACAGAAGUUGUCUUGCUCGUGGCCACCGGUGGGAAAAUCCGUCUCAACACGGAGUACAGGGAGGUGGUCUCCUUGCCCAAUUACCCCGCCAUCCCCACCGAUGCCACCUUGGAAAUCAAGGCACUGAGAUCCAACCACACUGGGAUUUACCGCUGUGAAGUGAUGUAUGGGAUUGAGGACAGGCAAGACACAAUAGAGGUCCUAGUAAAAGGCGUCGUGUUCCACUACAGAGCAAUCUCCACGAGGUACACCUUGAACUUCGAGAAGGCCAAGCAGGCCUGUAUCCAGAACAGCGCCGUCAUUGCUACCCCCGAGCAGCUGCAGGCUGCCUACGAGGACGGGUACGAGCAGUGCGAUGCCGGCUGGCUGGCUGACCAGACUGUCAGGUACCCCAUCCAUCUGCCCCGGGAGCGUUGUUACGGCGACAAGGAUGAGUUUCCAGGAGUGAGGACCUACGGAGUCCGCGAGACUGAUGAAACCUAUGAUGUUUACUGCUAUGCAGAGCAAAUGCAAGGCAAAGUCUUCUACGCCACCUCCCCCGAGAAGUUCACCUUCCAGGAAGCAUUCGACAAAUGCCGCAGCUUGGGAGCGCGGCUGGCCACCACGGGGGAGCUGUACCUGGCCUGGAAGGAUGGCAUGGACAUGUGCAGCGCAGGCUGGCUGGCCGACCGCAGCGUCCGCUACCCCAUCUCCAGAGCACGGCCCAACUGCGGGGGGAACCUGGUGGGUGUGCGGACGGUGUACCUGUACGUCAACCAGACGGGGUACCCGCACCCCCACUCCCGCUACGAUGCCAUCUGCUACAGCGGUGAUGACUUUGAGACUCUAGUCCCGGGGCAGUUCACUGAUGAGGUGGGCAGCGAGCUGGGCAGUGCCUUCACCGUGCAGACCGUCACCCAAACCGAGGUGGAGCUGACCUUGCCCCGCAACGCUACCGAGGAGGAGGCCCGCGGCAGCAUCGCGACCCUGGAGCCCAUGGAGAUCACCCCCGCUGCCACGGAGCUGUACGAGGGCUUCACCGGCCUGCCCGAUCUCCUCGCCACCGUUGCCACAGGAGAGACAGCAUCCCCAGGGGAGGAGAACGUGACCAGAGAGGAAGUCACGGGGGUGUGGGCUGUGCCUGAAGAGGUCACUACGUUGGUAUCAGUCACCACUGUCACCACUGAAACGGCAGAGGUGAGCUCGGUGGAGGAGGCGGUGGGGGUGACUGCCACACCAGGGCUGGAGCCUGCCUCGGCGUUCACAGUGGAAGAUCAUCUUGUGCGAGUGACAGCAGUCCCUGAUGUCGCCCUCAUUCCCCGGCAGCCCAUUUCCCCCACCGGUGUGGUGUUUCACUACCGUGCCGCCACCAGCAGAUACGCCCUCUCCUUCGUGCAAGCCCAGCAGGCCUGCCUGCAGAACAAUGCGGUUAUCGCCACCCCCGAACAGCUCCAGGCUGCCUACGAGGCUGGCUUCGAUCAGUGCGAUGCCGGCUGGCUGCGGGACCAGACGGUCAGGUACCCCAUCGUGAAUCCCCGCAGUAACUGUGUAGGAGACAAAGAGAGCUCUCCAGGCGUGCGGUCGUAUGGCAUGCGCCCAGCCUCGGAGACCUACGACGUGUACUGCUACAUCGACAGGCUAAAGGGUGAGGUGUUCUUUGCCACCCAACCAGAGCAGUUCACCUUCCAAGAAGCCCAACAGUACUGUGAGAGCCAAAAUGCCACCCUGGCCUCUGUUGGGCAGCUCCAUGCUGCCUGGAAGCAGGGGCUGGAUAGAUGUUACCCUGGCUGGUUAGCCGACGGCAGCCUGCGGUAUCCUAUCGUGAGCCCCCGGCCCGCCUGCGGGGGAGAUGCGCCUGGUGUCAGGACCAUCUACCAGCACUACAACCAGACGGGAUUUCCUGACCCGCUGUCACGGCAUCAUGCCUUCUGCUUCAGAGCUCUGCCAUCUGUGGAGGAGGAGGGGGUUACCUCACUCUUUGAAGAAGAGGUGAUGGUAACCCAAGUGAUCCCCGGGGUGGAGGGGAUACCUUCCGGGGAGGAAACUACUGUGGAGAUGGAGUUUUCCACCGAAAUUGAGAACCGAACAGCCUGGGGAACAGAGGUCUUCCCAACUGACAUAUCGCUGCUCUCAGUGAGUCCAUCUGCUUUUCCUCCAGCUACCAUAAUACCAGAGGAAACAAGCACCAAUGCUUCCAUCACUGAAGUGUCAGUGUCAGGAGAGAUCCCUGAAUCCGGAGAGCAUCAAGUCAGUGGUGAAUCUUCAGCAUCUGGAUGGGUAUCUGGAGCCCCAGAUACAAGCGGAGAACCAACUUCUGGAGGUUUUGAGCUUAGUGGAGAACACUCAGGGAUUGGAGAAAGUGGAUUACCAUCUGUAGACCUGCAUACCAGUGGCUUUCUACCUGGAGAAAGUGGCCUGCCCUCAGGGGACCUGAGUGGCUUGCCUUCUGGCACUGUUGAUAUCAGUGGCUUACCUUCUGCAGAGGAAGAUAUAACUGUGUCUGCUUCCAGGAUACCAGAAAUUAGCGGGAUGCCAUCUGGAGUUGAAAGCAGUGGGCUGCAUUCUGGAUUUAGCGGAGAAAUCUCCAGUACUGAACUAAUCAGCGGCCUGCCAUCUGGAGAGGAAAGUGGGCUCACCUCUGGUUUUCCUACCAUCUCUCUUGUGGACUCUACCUUGGUAGAAGUUGUAACAACGGCACCGGGAUGGCAAGAGGAGGGAAAAGGAUCAAUUGGAGUCAGCGGUGAAGGAGAGCUAUCAGGGUUUCCAUCUGCUGAGUGGGACACCAGUGGAGGAGCCAGAGGGUUGCCCUCAGGAGCUGAAACCAGCGGGGAGCCCUCUGGGGUGCCUGAGCUCAGCGGGGAGCCCUCAGGGGUGCCUGAGCUCAGUGGGGAACCUUUCGGGGUGCCUGAGCUCAGCGGGGAACCUUCUGGGGUGCCUGAGCUCAGCGGGGAGCCCUCUGGGGUGCCUGAGCUCAGCGGGUUCCCCUCGGGGCUGGAUGUCAGCGGAGAACCUUCUGGAAUACCUGAGGUGAGCGGUGUGGUGGACCUCAGCGGCCUUACUUCUGGUGGUGAUGGAAGUGGUGAGGCCUCAGGCGUUACCUUUAUAAAUGCCAGCUUGGAGGAAGUGACAACCCCUUCAACCGCAGAAGCAGAAGCAAAAGAGAUUUUGGAAAUCAGUGGAUUGCCGUCAGGAGGUGGAGAGACAUCAGGCAUGGCGUCUGGGAGUUUGGAGGUCAGUGGUCAGCCUUCAGGACAUAUGGACUUUGGCGGGAGUGUUUCUGGGGUGCUUGAGAUGAGCGGACUUCCAAGCGGGGUCAUCGACGGCAGUGGAGAAGUCUCUGGUGUGGAUGUCACCAGCGGCCUACCUUCUGGAGAGGAAAGUGGACUCACCUCUGGCUUUCCUACGGUCUCUCUUGUGGAUACUACUUUGGUAGAAGUUGUAACGCAGACAUCAAUUGCACAAGAAGUGGGAGAAGGGCCAUCUGGGGUGAUGGAGAUCAGUGGAUUUCCUUCUGGAGACAGAGGACUAUCUGGAGAAGGGUCUGGAGCCGUGGAGUCUAGUGGGUUUCCUUCAGGGACAGGAGACUUCAGUGGAGAGCCAUCUGGGGUCCCGUAUUUCAGUGGAGACAUUUCUGGAGCUACGGAUAUAAGUGGACAACCUUCAGCAGUGACUGAUAUCAGUGGGGAGGUCUCAGGACUUCCAGAAGUCACUUUAGUCACUUCUGAUUUAGUAGAAGUUGUGACAAGACCAACAGUUUCACAGGAACUGGGUGGGGAAGCAGCUGUCACCUUUCCCUAUGGUUUUGGGCCAAGCGGUGAGGCCUCUGCAUCUGGUGAACUAAGUGGAGAAACAUCUGCACUGCCAGAAAGAGGUAUAGAAGCAUCAACAGUUUAUGAAACCAGCGGUGAAACAUCUGCAUAUCCUGAGAUUAGUGUAGAAACAUCCACAAUUCAAGAAAUCAGUGGGGAAACAUCUGCAUAUCCUGAGGUCAGUGUAGAAACAUCCACAAUUCAAGAAAUCAGUGGGGAAACAUCUGCAUAUCCUGAGGUCAGUGUAGAAACAUCCACAAUUCAAGAAAUCAGUGGGGAAACAUCCACAUAUCCUGAGGUCAGUGUAGAAACAUCCACAAUUCAAGAAAUCAGUGGGGAAACAUCCGCAUAUCCUGAGAUUAGUGUAGAAACAUCCACAAUUCAAGAAAUCAGUGGGGAAACAUCUGCAUAUCCUGAGGUCAGUGUAGAAACAUCCACAAUUCAAGAAAUCAGUGGGGAAACAUCCGCAUAUCCUGAGAUUAGUGUAGAAACAUCCACAAUUCAAGAAAUCAGUGGGGAAACAUCUGCAUUUCCUGAAAUUAGCCUAGAAACAUCCACAAUUCAGGAAGUAAGUGGAGAAACAUCUGCAUUUCCCGAAAUAAGGAUAGACACAUCUACAAGGCAAGAAGCCCGGGGUGAAACAUCUGCUUACCCUGAGAUUAUCAUAGAGACAUCCACAAUUCAAGAAAUCAGUGGGGAAAGUUCUGCCUUUCCUGAAAUUAGCACAGAAACAUCCACCAUUCAAGAAAUCAGUGGGGAAAGUUCUGCCUUUCCUGAAAUUAGCACAGAAACAUCCACCAUUCAAGAAAUCAGUGGGGAAAGUUCUGCCUUUCCUGAAAUUAGAAUAGAAACAUCCACCAUUCAAGAAAUCAGUGGGGAAAGCUCUGCCUUUCCUGAAAUUAGAAUAGAAACAUCCACAAGUCAAGAAGCCCGGGGUGAAACAUCUGGCUUUCCUGAGAUUACCAUAGAAGCCUCCACAGUCCAUGAAACCAGUGGAGAAACAUCUGCUUUCCCUGAAAUUACCAUAGAAGCCUCCACAGUCCAUGAAACCAGUGGAGAAACGUCUGCUUUCCCUGAAAUUAGCAUAGAGACAUCCACAGUCCAUGAAAUUAGUGGGGAAAGCUCUGCCUUUCCUGAAAUUAGAAUAGAAACAUCCACAAGUCAAGAAGCAAGGGGUGAAACAUCUGGCUUUCCUGAGAUUAGCAUAGAAGCCUCCACAGUCCAUGAAACCAGUGGGGAAGCAUCUGCAUUGCCUGAAAUUACCAUAGAAACUUCAACAGUUCGUGAAAUCAGUGGCGAAACAUCUGCAUUUCCCGAAAUCAGCAUAGAAACUUCGACAGUCCACGAAAUCAGUGGCGAAACAUCUGCAUUUCCUGAAAUUAAUGUAGAAACUUCAACAGCCCAUGAAAUUAGUGGUGAGACGUCUGCGUAUCCUGAAAUUAGAAUAGAAACAUCCACAAGUCAAGAAGCCCGAGGUGAAACAUCUGGCUUUCCUGAGAUUAGCAUAGAAACGUCCACUGUUCAUGAAACCAGUGGGGAAACAUCUGCAUUUCCCGAAAUUAGCAUAGAAACAUCAACAAGACAAGAAGCCAGGGGUGAAACCUCUGCCUAUCCUGAAAUUAGCAUUGAAACAUCCACCAUUCAAGAAGUAAGUGGGGAAACUUCUGCCUUUCCUGAAAUUAGAAUAGAAACACCCCCAAGUCAAGAAGCCCGGGGUGAAACAUCUGCCUAUCCUGAGAUCAUCAUAGAAGCCUCCACUCUCCAUGAAACCAGUGGGGAAACAUCUGCAUUAUCUGCUGUUAACAUGGAAACUGCUGCCACAUCUCUGGCCAGUGGUGAGCCCUCUGGUGCUCCUGAGGGAAAGGAAAUUCAUGAUGAAACAUCGGGAGCUGCGACACACUCAGUCACAGGCGUUUCGGGGGAAACCUCUGUCCCAGACGUUGUAAUUAGUACCAGCACUCCAGAUGUUGAGCUAACACAGGGACCCAGGAGCCCUGAAGAGGCUCAGCUCGAAAUAGAGCCCUCCACUCCUGCGGCAUCAGGACAAGAGACAGAAACAGCUGCUGUCCUGGACAACCCCCCUCUGUCAGCCACCGCUACUGCUGCUCUGCCUCAAGCCUCACAAGAAGCCAUCGAGGCAUUAGGACCCACUACAGAAGACACUGAUGAGUGCCACUCAAGCCCCUGUCUGAACGGAGCUACCUGCGCUGAUGGCAUCGACUCUUUCAAAUGCUUAUGCCUUCCCAGCUACGGAGGGGACCUGUGUGAGAUCGACCUGGAGAACUGCGAGGAUGGCUGGACCAAGUUCCAGGGGCACUGCUACAGGCACUUUGAAGAGAGGGAGACAUGGAUGGACGCGGAGACCAGGUGCCGAGAACAUCAAGCCCACCUGAGCAGCAUCAUCACCCCAGAGGAGCAAGAAUUUGUGAACAGCCACGCGCAGGACUACCAGUGGAUCGGGCUCAGCGACAGAGCCGUGGAGAACGAUUUCCGCUGGUCCGACGGGCACUCACUGCAAUUUGAGAACUGGCGGCCCAACCAACCCGAUAACUUCUUCGCCGCGGGUGAGGACUGCGUUGUGAUGAUCUGGCACGAGCAAGGCGAAUGGAACGACGUCCCCUGCAACUACCACCUGCCUUUCACGUGCAAGAAAGGAACAGUUGCCUGCGGGGAUCCCCCCGUGGUGGAGAACGCCAGGACCUUCGGCCGGAGGAAGGACCGCUACGAAAUCAACUCCCUGGUGCGGUACCAGUGCGACCAGGGCUACAUCCAGCGCCAUGUGCCCACCAUCCGCUGCCAGCCCAAUGGGCAGUGGGAGGAGCCGCGGAUAUCCUGCAUAAACCCCUCCAGCUACCAGCGCAGGCUAUACAAGAGGAGCCCCCGGAGUCGGUCGAGACCCAGCGGCAGCGCCGUGCACAGACCCACCCAUUAGAGCGGGGCGAGAGACACCGAGGGGCAAACAGAGAGAGAAAGAGAUUUUUACAGAACAGUUAUAUUAACAGAGUCGAUUUCUUCUUCUUCUUGUUGCUUUUUGUCAUAUAAGGAAAAAAAAAUUAUAUUAAAGACAAACCCACCUUUGUGUAUAUAUAUAAAAGAAAAAAAAAAUUAAUGUUUUUCCAAGCACCAAAGCAAAGCGAAUUAGAAGUCAGCCUUUUUACUAACCGUCCGGUUCCAAUUAUCUUCGUGCCUUCGGGGACAGGGAGGGGGGUGGGUUUGCAGAGGGCAGGGGGUUAAGUUAAAUAAUAAAGAUGAUUAUUUUUUUCCUGAUUUUAUCCACGAACAAUGUAAUUAUUUCUGUUAUUUAAUCUCCAGGGUGGACAGCACCUUUUGGGGUUAAUUUUAUUUUUAAUUUUUUUUUUCCAGAAUCCUCCUACUGCUGCGGCGCGUCGGGGC